Nelumbo nucifera (sacred lotus) is the source of this 5480-nucleotide messenger RNA. Its product is annotated as pleiotropic drug resistance protein 2-like. Gene Ontology annotation, cellular component: membrane. The record is from RefSeq and is a predicted model, not a curated record. Gene Ontology annotation, molecular function: ATP binding; ATP hydrolysis activity; ABC-type transporter activity. NCBI's taxonomy places the organism in Eukaryota, Viridiplantae, Streptophyta, Magnoliopsida, Proteales, Nelumbonaceae.
CGCGAAAGUGACCAGCCUCUCUGGCUGGUUUGAAAAAUAUUACAGGAGAAGACGAAACGAAGCGGUCGGAGAGGCAGGUACUAGGUAGGCCACUGCGGAGAGUUGGCAUUAGCAAUUUGUUUGAAGUUUGAUUUCACUUUCAGCUCCCGCGGGAAAAGAAUGGACUAUCUAUCCUUGAUUUGACCAACUGAAUUCUGGACUUUCUCUUCCCCCUUUAAAUGCAGAAAUCUUUGACACUCUACCAAAUUUCCUCUCUUUCCGCAAUUCUUUCUUUCCUUUUCAUUUUUUUUCUAAUACAGAAGCGAAGAAACACGUUGCCAAGUAAAAUCUCCUCUGAAUCUGUCCUUUCUUUUGCCUAUAAACUCUGAAACCUUGUCUUCGUAUUGGUCCAAUAGUGGAAGGACUAUAUAGGGCGGCUCGCUCUGUGUGAGCGAGUUACACUUGCCGGAAGGAGUACUUUUCCGGCAGUGAUUUACGCAUUGGUUUUAAUUGGCAGUGAUUUGAAUCUUUGUUCAGAGAAUAACAAUUCUUUUAUUCUAAUUCUUGUAUCAUCAUAAAAGACAGAGCAGAGUUUCUCGACCUGAAGCUUCCCCAGGGAUACGCUGGUUCAUUUUUCUUUAACGAGUUGGCGCAUAUAACAUCUCGGUAGGAUCACUUGCCGGCAGGGGUUCCGAACGCUGUGAAGUCAGACAAUUGUCAUCUCGGAUGCAAAUACUUGUUAUUUGACUAUACCUGGGAGCUAAAGUAAAUUUUCAGGUGGUUCUGGUAGUUGAUUAGCACUUCCGGCAGAUAUUUUUCUGUGAAACAACGGCUUGAACAAGUGUAGGAAAAAGCUUAACGAUGGCAUCGGCCUUGGUCGGUGAUGAUCUAGCGAGGUCGAGGAGUAGUCGGAGGAAUUGGGCCUCGGCGAGCAUUCGGGAGGUCUUGAAUACUCCACCGGAUGCUUUUCAGCGGAGUGGGAGGCAGGUAGACGAUGAAGAGGAGCUGAAAUGGGCUGCAAUCGAGAGGCUCCCGACGUACGAUCGUAUGAGGAGGGGGAUGCUGAGGCAGGUCCUGGAUAAUGGAAAGGUUGUUCAGAAUGAGGUUGAUGUUACCAAGCUCGGUGUUCAGGACAAGAAGCAGCUCAUGGAGAGCAUCCUCAGGGUUGUUGAAGACGAUAACGAGAAGUUCCUUCUCAGGCUUAGAAACCGGACAGACAGGGUUGGAAUUGAGAUUCCGAAGAUUGAAGUCAGGUUCGAGCAUUUAUCAGUGGAGGGUGACGCUUACGUUGGCACCAGGGCUCUCCCGACUCUAAUAAAUUCUACACUAAAUACAAUUGAGGGAGCUCUAGGACUUAUUCGGCUUUCUCCAUCGAAGAAGAGAGUUGUUAACAUACUCCAAGACUUGAGUGGAAUAGUGAGACCAUCUAGGAUGACACUGCUUCUGGGACCUCCAGGCUCAGGAAAAACAACAUUGUUGCAAGCCCUUGCAGGGAAGCUUGAUAAGGAUCUGAGGGUAACCGGGAAAAUUACUUAUUGUGGUCAUGAAUUGAAAGAAUUUGUCCCUCAGAGAACCUGUGCUUACAUUAGCCAGCAUGAUCUUCACUAUGGCGAGAUGACAGUUAGAGAGACUUUGGAUUUCUCAGGACGUUGCUUGGGUGUUGGAACCAGAUAUGAUAUGUUGGCAGAAUUGUCAAGACGAGAGAAAGAAUCAGGAAUUAAACCAGAUCCUGAGAUUGAUGCAUUCAUGAAAGCAACUGCAAUGGCAGGGCAGGAAACAAGUCUGGUUACAGAUUAUGUUCUCAAGAUACUUGGAUUGGAUAUCUGUGCGGAUAUUCUCGUUGGUGAUGAUAUGAGAAGGGGUAUCUCUGGUGGACAAAAGAAGCGUGUGACUACUGGAGAGAUGUUGGUUGGACCAGCAAAAGCUCUUUUCAUGGAUGAGAUAUCAACCGGACUUGACAGUUCCACAACUUUUCAGAUUGUCAAGUUCAUGAGACAGAUGGUUCAUAUUAUGGAAGUAACCAUGGUAAUAUCUCUUCUGCAGCCUGCACCUGAGACUUAUGACCUUUUCGAUGACAUUAUCCUACUUUCAGAGGGUCAGAUUGUUUACCAAGGUCCACGUGAAAAUGUCCUUGAAUUCUUUGAACUUAUAGGUUUCAAAUGUCCUGAAAGGAAAGGAGUUGCAGAUUUUUUGCAAGAAGUAACUUCAAAGAAGGACCAAGAGCAGUACUGGUUUAGAAAGAAUCAACCAUACAGAUAUGUUUCAGUGUCUGAAUUUGCACAAGCCUUCAACUCUUUCCUAAUUGGACAACAAUUGUCAUUAGAUCUCCGAGUUCCUUAUGAUAAAGCCAGAGCUCAUCCUGCUGCAUUGGUAAAAGAAAAAUACGGCAUCUCCAACUGGGAACUUUUCAGGGCAUGUUUCUCAAGGGAGUGGUUACUGAUGAAGCGCAAUUCCUUUGUAUACAUUUUCAAAACUACCCAGAUAACAAUCAUGUCAAUAAUUGCCUUGACUGUGUUCCUGAGGACAGAAAUGAAGCAUGGUCAAAUAAAAGAUGGAGGAAAAUAUUACGGGGCACUGUUUUUCAGUUUGAUUAAUGUGAUGUUUAAUGGAAUGGCAGAGCUUGCAAUGACUGUCUUCAGGCUCCCUGUAUUYUUUAAACAGAGAGAUCACUUAUUCUACCCUGCAUGGGCUUUUGGGCUACCAAUUUGGCUCCUCAGGAUUCCCCUCUCUCUGAUGRAAUCAGGAAUAUGGAUCAUUCUUACAUAUUACACUAUUGGGUUUGCUCCUGCUGCCAGCAGGUUUUUCCGACAGUUCUUGGCAUUCUUUGGUGUACAUCAGAUGGCUCUCUCUCUCUUCCGGUUCAUUGCAGCAGUUGGAAGAACACAGGUAGUUGCAAAUACAUUAGGUACCUUCACCUUGCUGCUGGUGUUUGUGCUUGGAGGAUUCAUUGUUGCCAAAGAUGACAUUGAACCAUGGAUGAUAUGGGGCUAUUAUGUCUCUCCAAUGAUGUAUGGACAGAAUGCAAUAGCAAUAAAUGAAUUUCUUGAUGACAGAUGGAGCACGCCCAACACUGACACCCAAAUUCGUCAACCCACAGUUGGAAAGGUUCUUCUAAAGUCCAGAGGCAUGUUUAUAGAUGACUAUUGGUUUUGGAUUUGUAUUGGGGCACUCGUCGGGUUCUCUCUACUAUUCAAUAUUUGUUUCAUUGCAGCACUGACAUAUUUAAAUCCUCUUGGAGAUUCUAAAGCUGUAAUUUUGGAUGACGAUGCUCAGAAGAAGAGGAAUGGGGAACAUACAUCGAGGACUACAAAUAUAACAUCUGAAGGUAUUGAUAUGGUUGUGAGGAAUACUCGAGAGAGUGUUGCAGACCAUGCACCUAGAAGAGGAAUGGUGUUGCCUUUCCAGCCCCUUUCACUUGCAUUCAAUCAUGUGAACUACAAUGUUGAUAUGCCUGAUGAAAUGAAGAGUCAAGGAAUUGAAGAAAGCCGUCUCCAAUUGCUAAGAGAUGUUAGUGGUGCGUUUAGACCAGGUAUUCUGACUGCAUUAGUUGGUGUCAGUGGUGCUGGAAAGACCACCUUGAUGGAUGUGCUAGCAGGAAGGAAGACUGGUGGAUACAUUGAAGGAAGUAUUAGUAUUUCUGGUUACCCAAAGAACCAGGAGACAUUUGCUCGAGUUAGUGGCUACUGUGAACAGAAUGAUAUCCAUUCACCACAUGUAACUGUUUAUGAAUCUCUUUUGUACUCAGCAUGGCUGCGUCUUGCUCCAGAUGUAAAGAAGGAAACACGAAAGAUGUUUGUUGAUGAAGUUAUGGAAUUGGUUGAGCUUAAUCCAUUGAGGAACGCACUAGUCGGCCUUCCAGGUGUAGAUGGCCUUUCAACAGAACAGAGAAAGAGGCUGACAAUAGCUGUGGAAUUGGUUGCUAAUCCAUCAAUCAUCUUCAUGGAUGAGCCAACAUCAGGCCUUGAUGCUAGAGCUGCUGCUAUUGUUAUGCGGACAGUGAGAAAUACAGUGGAUACAGGACGAACUGUUGUUUGCACUAUUCACCAACCAAGCAUAGACAUUUUUGAAGCUUUUGAUGAGCUACUGUUGAUGAAGAGAGGAGGACAAGUCAUUUAUGCUGGAUCACUUGGUCGGCAUUCUCAUGAUCUUAUUGAAUAUUUUGAAGCUGUCCCAGGGGUUCCCAAGAUCAAAGAUGGUUACAAUCCUGCUACGUGGAUGCUGGAAGUAACUACUACUUCUUUUGAGGCUCAACUUAAUGUGGAUUUUGCAGAAGUUUAUGCCAAUUCUGCCCUGUAUCAGAGGAAUCAGGAACUCAUCAAAGAGUUAAGCACCCCAGCACCAGGUUCAAAGGAUCUUCAUUUCCCUACAAAAUACUCGCAAACAUUUGCUACUCAAUGCAAGGCUUGUUUUUGGAAACAGUACUGGUCUUACUGGAGGAACCCACAGUACAAUGCCAUCCGAUUUUUCAUGACAAUAGUCAUUGGCGUUAUGUUUGGGGUCAUAUUUUGGAACAAAGGAGACAAGACGGAUAAACAGCAAGACCUGCUGAAUCUUCUGGGAGCUAUGUAUGCUGCUGUUCUUUUCCUUGGAGCAACCAAUGCCUCUGCAGUGCAGUCUGUUGUGGCAAUAGAGAGAACAGUUUUCUACCGUGAAAGAGCAGCAGGAAUGUACUCAGAAUUGCCUUAUGCAUUUGCUCAGGUGGCCGUUGAGACAAUUUAUGUUGCCAUACAGACCUUCAUUUACUCUCUUCUCCUUUACUCGAUGAUUGGGUUCCAGUGGCAUUUGGACAAAUUCUUAUUGUUUUAUUACUUCAUAUUGAUGUGCUUCAUCUACUUCGCAAUGUAUGGAAUGAUGGUGGUAGCACUGACCCCGGGCCACCAAAUUGCUGCCAUUGUUAUGUCCUUUUUCCUCAGCUUCUGGAACUUGUUCUCUGGUUUCCUCAUUCCUAGACCGCAAAUUCCCAUAUGGUGGAGAUGGUACUACUGGGCUUCUCCGAUUGCUUGGACGCUCUAUGGUCUUGUAGUCUCUCAGGUUGGAGACAAAGAUUCCCGUAUUGAGGUACCCGGAGAGGGUUUCACCACAGUGAAGGCGUUCCUGAAGUCUUACCUGGGCUUUGAGCAUGACUUCCUUGGCGCUGUUGUGGCAGCACAUAUUGGCUUUGUCCUGCUCUUCUUCUUUGUCUUUGCUUAUGGCAUCAAGUUCCUGAAUUUCCAAAGGAGAUAACGAGGUUUAGUACAGAAAGAGAUUCUUUUUCUUUCGCUACCAAUCUGUUGUAAAAAUACACCAUGAGAGGAAAUAUAAAAUAGUUGUUACCUCUCUUUUUUUUUAUAUAUUUUUCCCUUUAAUUUUGCAUGAUUUUCAUUUGUUUUCCUUUGCCUGUUGAUGUAUUAUUAUGAUAUAUAAUUCUUUUGUCUUAGCAGUCUUCCAUAAAAGCUGCAAACUAUAUCUUGCGACUCUCAUCUAUGUAAUAGAAACUUAAAGAAAUUUAUAAAAUGCUCUUA